This is a messenger RNA of Mandrillus leucophaeus (drill), 1748 nucleotides long. It is a transcript of the gene SUGCT, whose product is annotated as succinyl-CoA:glutarate-CoA transferase. NCBI's taxonomy places the organism in Eukaryota, Metazoa, Chordata, Mammalia, Primates, Cercopithecidae. Gene Ontology annotation, molecular function: catalytic activity. The record is from RefSeq and is a predicted model, not a curated record. The coding region runs from base 2 to 1159 and encodes 385 amino acids. The transcript is spliced from 12 exons.
UAUGAACAAUAUAAAGCCAUUGGAAGGGGUAAAAAUUCUGGAUCUAACAAGAAUCCUGGCGGGACCUUUUGCUACUAUGAAUUUAGGAGAUCUUGGAGCAGAAGUUAUAAAAGUGGAGAGACCAGGAGUUGGAGAUGAUACACGGACUUGGGGGCCACCUUUUGUUGGGACAGAAAGUACAUAUUAUCUCAGUGUUAACCGAAAUAAAAAAAGUAUUGCUGUUAAUAUCAAGGAUCCAAAAGGGGUGAAAAUCAUCAAAGAGCUCGCAGCUGUUUGUGAUGUGUUUGUGGAAAACUAUGUCCCUGGCAAACUGUCUGCAAUGGGCCUGGGAUAUGAAGAUAUAGACAAGAUUGCUCCUCACAUCAUCUAUUGUUCCAUCACAGGGUAUGGUCAGACAGGUCCAAUUUCUCAGCGAGCUGGUUAUGAUGCUGUUGCCUCAGCUGUUUCUGGUCUGAUGCACAUCACAGGGCCUGAGGAUGGAGAUCCAGUUCGCCCAGGAGUAGCCAUGACUGAUCUUGCCACUGGCCUGUAUGCAUAUGGAGCUAUUAUGGCUGGAUUGAUACAAAAAUACAAAACCGGGAAAGGACUGUUCAUUGAUUGUAACCUACUGUCAUCACAGGUGGCGUGUUUGUCCCACAUAGCUGCAAAUUAUCUUAUUGUUCGAAAGGAAGCAAAACGUUGGGGUACAGCUCAUGGCAGUAUUGUUCCUUACCAGGCUUUUAAAACCAAGGAUGGCUAUAUCGUAGUUGGAGCAGGAAAUAACCAGCAGUUUGCCACUGUGUGCAAGAUCUUGGAUUUGCCUGAGUUGAUUGAUGACUCCAAGUAUAAAACUAACCACCUUCGGGUACAGAAUAGAAAAGAGCUUAUUAAAAUAUUAUCUGAACGGUUUGAAGAAGAACUGACCAGCAAGUGGUUACAUUUUUUUGAAGGCAGUGGAGUCCCGUAUGGCCCAAUCAACAACAUGAAGAAUGUAUUUGCAGAACCUCAGGUAUCCUCCCUUGUUUUGCCUCUGAUGAGCUGUAGAGUUUCUUGGCCCUGGGUGCAUGGAAACGGCCACUUCUGUUCAGAUGUGGGAACACACCGCUGGCGCAUGUGGCCCACUCUCCGUGUGCGCUGUGCCAGCACAGCUGCUAGUUCAACUGAAAAUUGCUUUGGGUGAAGUACAAGGCCUGGAACAUGGCGUAGGAAUGGAGACUUUGAUAAAGUGAAAAGGGGUAUGUCUAACAACCACAACAAAAGCCAGGAUUGGGAGACUCAAGUAACGGCAGAAAAAUUUGAGUGCCUACUUCUUAAGUAGACCAUUAACAGCAUUUCAUCUGUGGUUUGAACUUGGAGACAACAAAAAUGUACUUGAUGGUAGAAACUAUUUCUAGCCUAACAAUUUCAUCAUAGUCUCAUGGAUUGAGGUAACUUGAUUUUUCGAUUCAACCAAAACAGCAAAUGAUUUUUUUUUCUUGGAUAAAUGAGAGAUUGUCUACCUUUUAUACUCUGAUUAUAUGUGACAGACCUUUGCACAGUUAAAGUGAUCCUACAGGCAUCCACUGUUAAGUCAAUCAAGAAUACUGCAGGCUGGGUGUAGGGGGAUUGGUCUGCAUUUACUGAAAGUUCUGAGGAGUUUUUAUUCAGAAUCCUUAGAGUGGGAGUUUUAUUGUCUUUCUCUCUCAAUGACAAAUUAUCUGUGGAAAGUUCUGUGCAUUAUAGAUGUAUAAUAUAGAUGAUCUGUAUAUAGAUUUUAAUAGCCAGUCAUU